AUGGCACUAGCUCCUACUUCAAAAGUUGUUCUUGGUUCAAUAGCCUUUGCGAUCUUCUGGGUGCUAGCAGUUUUCCCUGCUGUGCCAUUCUUACCCAUUGGAAGAACUGCAGGGUCCCUGUUAGGUGCAAUGCUUAUGGUUAUAUUCAAAGUUCUUAGUCCAGAUCAAGCUUAUGGUGCAAUUGAUCUCCCAAUUCUUGGUCUUCUUUUUGGGACAAUGGUUGUUACUAUUUUUCUUGAAAGAGCAAACAUGUUUAAGUACUUGGGGAAAUUGCUCUCUUGGAAAAGUAGAGGACCAAAGGACUUACUUUGUAGAAUCUGUUUGAUUUCAGCUAUCUCAAGUGCUUUCUUCACAAAUGAUACGUCUUGCAUUGUGUUGACUGAAUUUGUGUUGAAAAUUGCAAGGCAGCAUAACCUCCCACCCUACCCUUUACUUCUUGCACUUGCUUCAAGUGCUAAUAUUGGAUCCUCAGCAACCCCUAUUGGGAACCCCCAAAAUCUGGUUAUAGCCAUUCAGGGUAAAAUAUCAUUUGGGAGGUUUCUGAUGGGUAUUCUUCCUGCUAUGCUUGUAGGAGUUGUUGUGAAUAUUGUUUUUCUUAUAGUGAUGUAUUGGAAGGUACUAUCUAGUCCUAAGGAUGAAGAGGAUCCAAUUUCAGAAGUUCUAGUAGAAGAGGAGGUUAUUUCCCAUCAGUUUUCUCCAGCUAGAAUGUCUCAUUUUACAACCUUGAAUUCUCAAGAAUGCAAUGGUAAUCUAGAAGUUGGUAAUAUUGUUCAAAACUCUUCUCAAGUUCAUGUUGUGAAAGACCAAUCAAUUUCGAGUGUAAGUGAAGUUCAGAUGAUUCAUAGUGGCAUAAAGGAUUGCACACCAAACUCAAAUGCAUCCAAGGAGGGGAUAAAUGAUACAAAGGAGGAAACCAUUCCUUCAAAAAAUGUUGCAGUAGUAGUAGAUAAAUCUAUUGGAGCACAUGCUAUGCACUCUUCAGAAGAAAAGGACUAUAUGAACAUAAAAUGGAAAAGGGUACUGUGGAAAUCUUGUGUUUAUGCAAUCACAUUGGUAAUGUUGAUUGCAAUGCUUAUUGGUUUGAAUAUGGCAUGGACUGCAAUAGCAGCCGCAAUAACAUUGGUGGUUCUUGAUUUCAAAGAUGCAGGGCCAAGCUUAGACAAGGUCUCAUAUUCACUUCUGAUAUUCUUCUGUGGAAUGUUUAUCACAGUAGAGGGCUUUAAGAAAACUGAAAUUCCAGGUUUCAUGUGGGAUGCAAUGGAGCCCUAUUCUCGCAUAGAUCAUGCUAGUGGAACAGCUAUACUUGCUAUAGUCAUACUUAUCCUAUCAAAUUUGGCAUCAAAUGUACCAACUGUUCUGUUGCUUGGAGCAAGAGUUGCAGCCUCAGCUGCUGCAAUUUCCAAAGGAGAUGAGGAGAAAUCAUGGCUAAUCUUAGCUUGGGUUAGCACCAUAGCAGGGAACUUUUCAUUGUUAGGAUCUGCUGCCAACUUGAUAGUGUGCGAACAAGCUCGUCGUGCACCAAACCUUGGAUACACAUUAACCUUUUGGACUCAUCUCAAAUUUGGACUUCCUUCUACUCUUAUAGUCACUGCUAUAGGGUUGACACUCAUAAAAUGA
Messenger RNA from Sphenostylis stenocarpa, 1617 nucleotides. NCBI's taxonomy places the organism in Eukaryota, Viridiplantae, Streptophyta, Magnoliopsida, Fabales, Fabaceae. The record is from the annotation of a GenBank genome assembly.